CCAUAAGAUCUGAAGUAUGAGUGGGGAACUCUGUCAAAGCGAAUAUCAUUCUCAGUUAUCCAAAUUCAACAUUUUUCUCGAAAUGUUCUCUUUUCUCAUCCCAUUGUGGGACGCUAAUAAGGUUACUAUUGCUUCUGUGGCCUCCGUAGUCUUCUUAGCCUUUGCCGGUCUAACACUCGCCGUUUCGGCCGUGGCAUUAGUUGUAUCCGCACCGCUUUUCAUCAUAUUCAGUCCGAUUCUCGUACCCGCGACUAUAGCCACUACCCUCCUAGCCACUGGGUUCACGGCCGGUGCCACUCUCGCACUGACUGCCAUUGGCCUCAUCAUAGGGCUCAUUAAGACUGCGGAAGGAACUCGGUUGGCUCUGUCCGCCCAAAGAACAUUGAAAUUGCUAAAGUUUUCAGGUGGAUAUUGGGGAUUCUGGGGAGGAAAAACAUUUUCAGGAUCAUUCAGAGACAUUUUAAAAUGGUUACAAAAACAACCUUGGUUCAAAGGUAUACCGGCAGGCGGAGCUGCACCACCGGCAGGCGGAGCUGCACCACCGGCAGGCGGAGCGGCACCCCCGGCAGCCGAAGCUGCACCAGCGGCAGCGGAAGCUGCACCACCGGCAGCGGAAGCUGCACCACCAGCUGCAGGGGGAGUUGCACCACCACCGGCAGGCGGAGCUGCACCAAGCAUGUAGCAUACGUAAAUUAUUGAAUCUGAAACCAAGCCAUUAAGGAUUUUAUGACUCGGAAACUAAAAGGAGACCAAGCCUUUUGAAUACGUUUUACGUAAUAUUGAAUCUGAAACCAAGCCAUUAAGGAUUUUAUGACUCGGAAACUAAAAGGAGACCAAGCCUUUUGAAUAUGUUUUACGUAAUAUUGAAUCUGUUUAUAUUGAUAGAAGUAAAAGACUCGAUACAAAGUUUAUUGAAAAAUAAAGAAAAUCUAACCACACGAUUGUGGCGAGUGGUAAACCGAGGUUACAAAGGUGAUAAGUACCCGGAGUUCAAAAUUCACCAUUUCAAGAUAUGUCUACUUGCGUGCUUAGGUGAUAUAUAUGGAUCAUGUGCUAGUUCUGUGUAUAUUAGUUCUUAAGCUAUUUCAGGAUCAUGUGCUA
Brassica rapa (field mustard) is the source of this 1101-nucleotide messenger RNA. Its product is annotated as oleosin-B2-like. The record is from RefSeq and is a predicted model, not a curated record. Gene Ontology annotation, cellular component: extracellular region; monolayer-surrounded lipid storage body; membrane. Lineage: Eukaryota; Viridiplantae; Streptophyta; Magnoliopsida; Brassicales; Brassicaceae. Gene Ontology annotation, biological process: lipid storage; sexual reproduction.